Messenger RNA from Echinops telfairi (small Madagascar hedgehog), 4065 nucleotides. It is a transcript of the gene SLC19A3, whose product is annotated as solute carrier family 19 member 3. Lineage: Eukaryota; Metazoa; Chordata; Mammalia; Afrosoricida; Tenrecidae. Gene Ontology annotation, cellular component: plasma membrane. Gene Ontology annotation, molecular function: thiamine transmembrane transporter activity. Gene Ontology annotation, biological process: transmembrane transport; vitamin transport. The transcript has 6 exons. The coding region runs from base 90 to 1553 and encodes 487 amino acids. The record is from RefSeq and is a predicted model, not a curated record.
CCUGGUUGGCAACAGGAAGGAGCUAGGCUUGAUCUCAAGGAAGCUGGGGACCCGGUUCCAGAGGGCAACAAACUCAGAGCAGUACCGCCAUGGAUUCCCCGCCGAGUCAUUCCUGGAUUUAUCCUACCGUGAUCCUCUGCCUGUUUGGAUUUUUCUCCAUGAUGAGACCUUCAGAACCCUUCCUCAUCCCAUAUUUAUCGGGACCAGACAAAAACCUGACAAGUGAGCAGAUCACCAACGAGAUACUUCCCGUUUGGACGUACUCUUACCUGGCUCUGCUGUUUCCUGUGUUCAUCCUCACCGAUUACGUCCGCUACAAGCCCGUCAUCGUCCUACAGGGGAUUAGCUUCAUGGCUACAUGGCUGCUGCUCUUGUUUGGCCAAGGAGUGAUGGCGAUGCAGGUUGUGGAGUUCUUCUUCGGAAUGGUAACCGCCACCGAGGUGGCCUACUACGCGUACAUCUACAGCGUGGUCAGUCCAGAGCAUUACCAGAAAGUCAGCAGCUACUGCAGGAGCAUCACCCUGGUGGCCUACACGGCGGCCUCGGUGCUGGCCCAGCUCUUGGUCUCCCUGGCGAACCUCCCCUACUUUUACCUCAAUGUCAUGUCCAUGGUGUGUGUCUCCAUGGCCUUCCUUUUUUCACUUAUUCUGCCUAUGCCCAAGAAGAGUUUGUUCUUUCAUGCCAAACCCAGCAAAGAAUCACUUCGCACAAAUGCAGUGUUAGGUGAGCCUCCCGAUGCUGGUGGUCCGGGCAUUCAAGAGGAGACUCCCACUACAGACUUUCCGACCCUCUCCAGGCCUGCGGAGGCCAGCCAGUUGAGUAGCCCAAAGCCCGAAAACGUGGCUGUGAGAGUCUUUGUGCAAUGGUUCCAAGACGUGAAGCAGUGCUACUCCUCAAAGCGCCUGUUUUACUGGUCCCUGUGGUGGGCUCUUUCCACAGCGGGUUUUAACCAGGUUUUGAACUACGUUCAAAUGCUAUGGGAUUACAAGGUACAGUUUCAGAACUCUUCCAUCUAUAAUGGGGCAGUAGAAGCUAUCGCAACUUUUCAAGCGGCCCUGGCUGCCUUUGCCGUCGGUUAUGUGAACGUCAACUGGGACCUGCUGGGCGAGCUGGUGCUGGGGGUCUUCUCCGUGGCCAAUGCAGGUGCCUUGCUCCUCAUGCAUUACACCGCCAACAUCUGGGUGUGCUAUGCUGGCUAUUUGGUAUUCAAGUCCGGCUAUAUGCUUCUUAUAACCAUAGCCGUAUUUCAGAUCGCAGUUAAUCUCAGCGUGGAGCGCUAUGCCUUGGUAUUUGGAAUCAACUCUUUUGUUGCCUUGGUGAUCCAGACCAUUGUAACCGUGGCUGUGGUGGAUCCCAGGGGGCUCAACCUGCCCAUCAGCAGUCAGUUUUUAGUUUACGGGCUUUACUUUGCAGUCAUUGCCGGAAUCUUCCUCAUGAGAAGUGGAUACAUCCUCUACUCGGCCAAGUGGGGAAAGCCGGCCCGGAGCUCUGCUGCACAUCAGACUCUCUAUGGGCCACACGCAGAGGAACCACGGCCCGAGAGCACCGAGUAGAAGCCCUGGCUCGCCACUGAGGGCUCAGAGGGGGCCUUCUGCUGGCCCCAGAGAUCCCUCAGGAGCACCAUCCGCCGGAUGGCCCGAGCUCACGGGCUUCACAACCGCAGCAAUAAAACGUCAGCUGGACAAGCUCCAACCUCCCGGGAGAAGCAGCCCGUCGGGGGAUCCCAACCAAGAGUUCAGACCGAGAAGUCCUGAUGGACAUCACUUGGCAAGGGUGUUUGAACAGCUGGAAACCACGAGGAGACUCCAGCUGCGCACGGGCCCCCUUGCUGGGAAGGCUUGUGGCUUGCUUCAAAUACUUUUAUGAUGUCAUGUAAACAGGCUCCUCCAAAGUCAUUUGUGGCCACAUGAGCCAUUUCCCUUCCUCAUCCAUCAAGUCGAUUUCUGUGCAAUUCACCGACUCUCUGAUCGUUACCAUGGAGCACUGGACUCCUCUAAAUAGACGGUCGGGGGUCAAACCCACCCUUCGCUCUGAGGGCGCUGAGGUUCUCUGUUCCCGUAAAGAUUUCCCCUCUCAGAAAUUCAGUGACCUCACAGGGUUGCUAUGAGUCAGAAUUGACUCACUGACCCUGGAUUUUGGUGAGAGAGAUUGGCAAAGUUGGAUCCCAUUUCGAAGGCUGCCUCUUCACCCCUCACAAUAGUGCAUUACGCGGAAGCCAACAGGAGGUCAUCGGUGUGCUUAGGUGGCCUCUCUUGAGGAACUUGACCUUGGAAAUCACUCCAAAUUCACUGCGAGCCUCGAUCGAUCGUGUCAUUUUCCAGAGAGGCUGGCGGCAGCCAAUGAGCCUCCUGCCCACUGUUACCACAAGCCAGGAUGCUGUGUCGGCAUGGGGUCCUGGCUCUCCUGACAGUGAAAGAAUGAAGUAGGAAUGGACAGGGGAUCGAGGGGAGAGGAAACAAGCCAAACUCACGGCCAGCGAGUCCACUCUGAGUCCUGGGGGGCCUAGAGGACAGGGCAGCACUGCCCCAGGGGCUUCUGAGACUGACACGCCUAGCCUAGAAGUACUUUUUACAUAAGAAAGGAGCUGCGGGCAGAGACUUGUUUUGCUUUGAAGUCAUGGGUUUCCGUGUGGAAGACCGGAAUACACGUGUGCAAACACGUGACAAGGCCUCUCUCCUCUUUUGCUGUCAGUUUCCCGGCCGUGUCUCCUUGGUAAGGAGGGGAGGGGGUGCACUUGGUAAGGAGGGGGUGCCCUGAGCGUUCUGUUCCUGGGAAUAAGGAAUGCAGAUUCAUUGUAUUUGGAAUUCAAAUAGACCUCCCUCCACAGCCUCAAUGCUAACCGACCACAGGACCAAAAAGAACUCCACUCCAUUCCCUGGCUCCCCGUGGCCUAGAAGAAGGGCUAAGAGCCCAGGCGCUUGCUUCCCACAAUGGCCUGAGGGGAUCUGCCAAAGGGGUUCACUACUCACUUGACCCACAAAAUCACGCAAAUCAAGAGAGUCAAAUCUUGGGGUCAUUUUAAGAACACCCAGGAAACUGCCCAGGUCACCAAGGGUCCGCAUACCCAGAAAGCCACCAAGUAUUUGAAGGGUGUUACUUUGUCAAAGUAGUGUGUGCCCUUCCGACAUGACAAUGGUGGAGUGGGUAGGUGUACCCAGAGCAAACGGUGGGGUUGGACCUAGGGUCAGUGCCACCACCCCCAAAUGCUGAUUUUUUUGCUGCCCAUCCUUAAAAAAUGCAGAAAGGAAUUACGGACUUAAGGGUUUAGAUGUGGAUUCUCCAGUCAGUGAGUACAGCCAGGUAAACAAAACCCCGAGAUGUACUGCUGGCCUUACAGAGCUUGUGGUCUGUAGGAUCCACUCCGAUGUGAGCUGCCCUGUCUGCCACAUGGAAAGGAUCCUUCCUGAAAAGGAUCACGUUGUCCCUAAGCCAGAAGAGGAGGCUGCACAGAAGAAAAAGAUACCCCCAAAGAAUCUGAAGAGGCCAAAACGUACAUUAGGGCGUGGGAGUACAUUAAGCUUAAAAUAAAAGCUAAUACAUUUUUUUAAAAAACAAGAGCUCAGGCUUGGAGCUGAAGGUUGGAGCAGCCGUGCUGAGCCCCUGCGUGGAAUGUUUAAAAUCAGGCUGGUGAUGAAAAGAAGCCUUCACUGUUCAUUUACAAAUCAAACUAGCAGUCACUUCCGGAGGUUGUCUUGAAGAUUAAAUUAGAUUAUUGUAUAAGAGUAGUUGAAAUUAGGUUCUAGACCAUUAAAAAAAUGGAAAGAUGCUAACGAAUGACAGGGGAUGGGUAUGAUCUUCCUACCUUCAGUACCUGGAUCGGGAAGGCCAGACAGGAAAGAGUUGAUUCUCAGUAGGCAGAAUGUGGGAACCGACACACACACACACACACACACACACACACACACAUCCGUGUCUAGAAAAGGAAGCUGAAGCGUGUAAAGGUAUCCCAUCAUGCAGAAGGUUUGAUUUUAUUGUUAAUAAGCUAGUUGCAACUCCUCCGUUGUUAGAGAGGCUCAUCCAAAAAACAAACUCACUGUCAUUGGGUCCACCCCAACUCAUAGCAAC